AUGGUGGUGCAAGAGCCGUUUGAGCAGCAGAUGGUUGACGUGGUGCGCGGGAUGCCGGAAGGUUGGAUUGGAGAAAGCGAGCUAACGCUGCGCCUCUACCGCAAACUCAAUCAGCAACGUCAUACGAACAAUACGGCUCUGCAGAACCGGAUUCAGGAGCACCUGGCCGCUCUUUCUGUGCUUGAUGGGGCGCAGCUUGUCGUCGAUCGUCUUUUAGCCCUAUCAGCCACGCAGAUUUCGAAGCAGGUUGAAUCUGCGACUGGCACUCAGUUAUGCCAACUCCGGCGAUUCAUCCACAGCUUCGUCAUUGAAGAAUUUGUGGAGCGAGUGACGAGAACGUUAGAAGGGCGAUUGGCCGAGGCGCUGAAGCUGGAUGAUGCGCGAACUGUGGCUAGCAGCGAAUCGCCAAUCCUGCCAUCUGCCGAACAAGUCCGAGAUAUGUGCAAUGAAAUUAACGAGUUCAUCAUGCAGAUGGAUAAUUAUGCCCCAAGAUUUGCAGCCGUUUGGCUUCUGGUCCUCUCCGAAUACACCCGCCACAUCAACGAGCUGUACGAAAAGACAACAGCUCCCGUGUGGUUGUCUGCAGAGGCGCGCAAAUUGAUAGACUCCCUUCCUUCGAACGUCCGCAAAGCUAUACGCGAGCAUCCUGUUCAUGUCACCUAUCGAGACGGAAAAGUGUCGCAAGAUGAGCCCGUGUUGAAGGGCCUUGAUGCGAGCAUUAGCCAGUUGCAAUCCGUCUCCGCCACCUGCCUUCUCAUGCUUCAUCUGGAGCUCCGUGUGCACUGCUUCUUUCACCUGUUGCCUCUGGCUCGCCUUCGACAAGCCACAUCCCAUGAGGACACCGACCCGGAAGUCGUUGAGCUCGGAAAAGAUCUCCAGGCUUUCCACUCGCUUCUGGCCACGUACUUGAGCCCGCAAAAAAUGAGAUAUAUCUUUGACGGUCUUGGGCAUCUGUGUGCCGCCAUCUUUAUCCACUCGAGUCAGCACAUGCAACGCCUGACGGAAAUUGGAAGAAAACGUGUGACGCGUAAUAUUUGGGGGGUUCAGCAACGGCUUGCCCAGCUGACAGCCCGUCGCGAAGCUGAACUCGAUCGUGCACGAACUUUCUUCGAGUUGCUCUCCCAUGAACCGGACGAACUUCUUUGCGUGCUUGCCGAUAGAAGGACGAAAAUACCGACAACUUUGAUGCACGACGACGACGACGACACGACGCAACUCCCCUUCAGUUUUAUUAAAAGUCAAAAACAUCGCGAC
Mesorhabditis spiculigera is the source of this 1254-nucleotide messenger RNA. Lineage: Eukaryota; Metazoa; Nematoda; Chromadorea; Rhabditida; Rhabditidae. The record is from the annotation of a GenBank genome assembly.